Molecule: messenger RNA, 1789 nt
Organism: Xiphophorus couchianus (Monterrey platyfish)
Lineage: Eukaryota; Metazoa; Chordata; Actinopteri; Cyprinodontiformes; Poeciliidae
Gene: zdhhc12b
Product: zDHHC palmitoyltransferase 12b
Exons: 5
Coding region: 698-1690 (330 amino acids)
Biological process (GO): peptidyl-L-cysteine S-palmitoylation; protein targeting to membrane
Cellular component (GO): endoplasmic reticulum; Golgi apparatus
Molecular function (GO): protein-cysteine S-palmitoyltransferase activity
Source: RefSeq, a predicted model, not a curated record
CACACCAGGAGGGGGCAGCACCUCGGUUCCAAACAACAAUAAUUAAUGAUCAAGUUAAACAGAAAAACAACAGUUAAAAUCUGAUUCAGAAAAUACAUUAACGAAUUGGUAAAUCAAUUAAAAAUACAUUUCUGUAAAAGAUAUAAUGGUGUAAACUGAAAAAAGCAUAAAACUAAAAUCAUUUAAAAACAAAAUAGCCGACUAACGAAUAAACAUCAGCACAUUAAAACACAAUUUAUAAAACAUAACUAUUUUAUAGUAAAAUAAAAUAAAAAACCGAAAUAGUAUAAAAAGGGAAAGAUGUAAAAGAAACUAAAAUUAAAUUAAGUGAACUAAACGGUCAAAACCCCUGAGCAAGAUGGCGGCUGCGGCUGCAGUUCUGUCAGGCUCCUGCUCUGUCACGUGUCUGCUGUCGACCAAUCAGAGCUGUGUGCGUUCAGGAAGACAACAACCCGCUGAGCGGCGGAAUGCUAGCGGACCGCUGGCCCGAAAACACGGAUUCAGACGCGGGUUUCGACUGUUUUCUGUUUGCGGUUAGUUCCUUUAACCUGACCCGGUCCAGUAGAACUGUUCUGAGGUUCUGACUGAGUCCAGCCUGGGUCCUUCCCGAGCUGUUCACAUCCCGCAGUCUCCGGAUUCCCAGCCGACAUUCCCAGCGCCCUGAAGGUUAGCAUGGAAGUUCUGGAAUGUUAGGACGAUGUUCAAGAAUGUGUUCGGUUCGGGAUUCCUGGUGAGGACGGCCCAUGUGGUUCUGACCUGGAUCAUCACGCUCAUCCUCUUCCUGUAUGACACAGAGCUGAGGAAGCAGGAGGAGACGGGCCAGCUGCUGAAGCCGGUUCUGUUCGUCCUGCUGGUUCUGGUGUCGGUUCUGCUGUACUUCGCGGUGUCGCUCAUGGAUCCGGGAUUCAUCCUGACUGAGGACAGCGACCUGCAGUUGGAGUGCGGUGGUGGCGGUGUCAUGAUGUGGGCUCUGUGUGUUCCAGUUCACUCUGGGAGUAACGGAGGAGCAGCAGGAUAUGAUCCCGCCCAGCACCAAGUCGCUGCGUCAACGCCGCUGCGGCCGCUGCCUGCUGCAGCAGCCAAUGAGGUCGAAGCAUUGCCAGACGUGUCAGCACUGCGUGCGGCGCUACGACCAUCACUGCCCCUGGAUCGAGAACUGUGUCGGCGAGCGGAACCACCGCUGGUUCCUCCUCUACUUGGCCCUGCAGCUGCUGGUGCUGCUGUGGGGGCUUCACGUCGCCUGGACGGGCCUGGGCCACGCCCCCUCCUGGUCGCGGUGGCUGCGCUCCAACGGCGUGCUGCUGGCCGUCUGCGGGCUGCUGGCGCCGCUGGCGCUGGUGGUGCUGCUGCUGCUCGGGUCGCACCUCUACCUGGUGUCCAUGAACGCCACCACCUGGGAGUUCAUGUCGCGCCACCGCAUCUCCUACCUCAAACACUGCGGCGCCGACCAGAACCCGUUCGACCGCGGCGCCGCCCGCAACCUGUGGGGGUUCUUCUGCCAGUGGGGCAGCGUGGUGUGGGAGCAGGCGUACUUCAGGGAGGACAGCGACCCGGUUUAGGUUCUGAGCCGCUCACGGUGUCGGAUCACCAGCGCCGGUAUAACUGGGUCACAGCUGGUUCUGUUCUGCCAGCCAAUCGGUCCGGACCGACCCGGAUCACGUUCUGGGAAGUCAGGACUAAAGUUGUUUAAAGUCCAAAUGUUGGACCAGAUUAAGACUCAGAGUUCUGGUGGUUCUGGUACCAGUGGACAGGAGCUGAUUCAACCAAUAAACCCAGAAACAGGAAGUGA